AUGAUGGCCCAAAGAAAGCUACAACAAGAAAUUGACCGUGUGUUUAAGCGGGUCAAUGAAGGGUUGAUGGGAUUUGAUUAUCUUUAUGACAAAGUAAUAAGUUGUGAAAACCCAUCGCAAAAAGAGAAACUUGAGAGUGACUUGAAGAAAGAAAUCAAGAAGCUUCAAAGACAAAGAGAACAGAUCAAGAAUUGGAUAAGUGGUAAUGAUGUCAAAGAUAAGAAACCUCUUCUCGAGUAUAGAAAGAAAAUUGAACGCCAAAUGGAAAGAUUCAAGCUUGUGGAGAGAGACAUGAAAACAAAGGCAUUUUCAAAAGAAGGAUUAAACAUGGAAAAGAAAUUAGAUCCAAGAGAACGUGAAAAGAUUGAAGCCACAGAUUUCGUUAGUGACAACAUUGAGAAAAUUAAUCAGCAGAAUGAAGGACUUGAGGCCAAGAUCCAACAAAUUCAAUCAACAGUCAAGAAAAACAAAAAGGUUUCUUUAUCCAAACAAUCUCAGAUUGAUGGAUUUCAAGAAAUUAUGGAUAGAAACAAUUGGCAUUUGGCCAAAUUGGAAACCAUUUUGCGAUUUUUGGAAAAUGGUAAAUUGGAACCAGAUCAGAUCAGCGAUAUUAAAGAAUCAAUCACUUACUAUGUUGAUAGCAACCAAGAUCCAGACUUCUAUGAUGAUGAUACAGUAUAUGAUGAAUUGGGAUUAGAUGAAGUGGAGCCUACUUUUGGCCCUGUUGGAGAAUUCGUUAGUGCUAACGCUGAUUCUGAUGAGGAAGAUGAAUCUGAUGAUCACGAGGAAAUAGAUAAGCAGAAAAAAGAUAACAUUCAUACUAAUGAGUUGACAAACUCGGUUAAGGAUUUGUCCAUAUCCUCAAAUAUUACUCCAACCAAGAAACAUCAGGAAAGCCCUGUGAUAAGAGCCUCGACUCCAUCAAACACAAUAUUAAAUAGUUUGAAACCUGCUCCUGUCCCAAAGAAUAAUGAAGUUAAAUACUCAACUCUAGUUCAACAACAGGCGUCGCCGCAACAACAAAAAAUGUCAGCAUCAAGCUGCACAGCUUCUGGCUCUGUCAAGGCAGUAAAGCCAACAACGACUUCAACGCCUGUACUUUCAUAUUCUAAACUUGUUAGUAAUUUAGCAGCUGCUACUGAUUCGAGUAAAUCUAUAAUGUCUACUCCACCUCCUAUUAAUGCUGAAAAAUCUCAAGUUAGUAUCAAAGAAUCAGAAAAAUUUGAAGUCAAAGAUGAAGAGCACCAAGAAGAGGUUAUUCAUACCAUUGAUAAAGUAUUGGCAACACUCCCGGGCUUGUCAGAUCUUGUGCCAUUAUUUGAGCAAAAUAAAAACAAAGUGGACUUGUUUUAUCAGCAAGAGGUUCUCGGUGAAAGAAUUGAGCCAAGCAGUGAAUCAUUCAAUAGUGCAGCCAUUUUCAAGUAUAUUUCUAAUUCUUUGAUAAAUUGUCCUGAUUCUGUUGACUCUGAAAAGCCAUUUAAUUAUUUUGCUUCAAAACCUCAUCCAACUUCUAUCGAUUAUCCUGUGUUUGAGAAGAAUAUUGAUAGUUUGAAUAACUUGCAGGAGGGUCAACAAAAACAGGCGGGUAUUGAUAAUAAAAACAAUUUCUGUUUGAUAAAUGGAUUUAAUAAAGAUUUAUUCAAAAAGUUAAGCAUAGAAACACUCUUCUAUAUUUUUUACUAUGGAGAUGAUAAUGGCUCGAAUCCUAACUAUUAUUUGAAUUUCCAACAGAAACAGACAAUUUUAACAAAUCCAAAGGACAUUCUUUUAAGUAAGGAAUCUCCAUCUUCUGCAAAUGCGACUGUUACAAUAACAGGAAAUAAUGUAUCAACCGAGCAGGAAAAUUUUAAUGAGCCUAAUUCCUCAUUGCUUGAUUUCAAUGACUAUGACAAUGGUUCAUAUAUUCAAUAUUUGGCAUUGAGAGAACUUCAAGCAAGAAACUGGAAAUUUAAUAAGAAAUUGCAUGUUUGGUUCCAAAGAAUAGAUAAUAUUGAUUCUACUGAUAUCAAAGGAAGUAAUAUUUACAAAUUCUUUGAUUUUGAGGUUGACUGGAGUAUCAAAUUGAAAGAAAUUGAGUUGGAUUUUAAUAAUGAUGAAUUUGAAAAAUGGUGA
Messenger RNA from Saccharomycopsis crataegensis, 2112 nucleotides. RefSeq names its product CCR4-NOT core subunit NOT5 (gene NOT5). Gene Ontology annotation, biological process: nuclear-transcribed mRNA poly(A) tail shortening; regulation of DNA-templated transcription. The coding region runs from base 1 to 2112 and encodes 703 amino acids. The record is from RefSeq and is a predicted model, not a curated record. The transcript has a single exon. NCBI's taxonomy places the organism in Eukaryota, Fungi, Ascomycota, Saccharomycetes, Ascoideales, Saccharomycopsidaceae. Gene Ontology annotation, cellular component: CCR4-NOT core complex; P-body; nucleus.